Molecule: messenger RNA, 906 nt
Organism: Striga hermonthica
Lineage: Eukaryota; Viridiplantae; Streptophyta; Magnoliopsida; Lamiales; Orobanchaceae
Source: the annotation of a GenBank genome assembly
AUGGAUGAAUUGCCCAAAUGUGAAGCAAACCACGUGGCCCUGACUCCCCUGACAUUCUUGAAGAGGGCCGCCGUGGUUUACUCUGAGCGUAAGUCCAUAAUCUAUGGCCGCCUCUCAUUCACUUGGCGGCAGACUUACGAGAGGUGCUGCCGCCUCGCCUCCGCCCUCAAGUCCCUCAACAUCGCCAAGAAUGACGUGGUGUCGGUGUUGGCGCCGAACAUCCCGGCCCUAUAUGAGAUGCAUUUCGCGGUGCCCAUGGCGACAGCCGUCCUCAACGCCAUCAACACGAGGCUUGACGCCCGCAGCAUAGCCACCAUCCUCCGUCACUCGGAAGCCAAGAUUUUCUUUAUCGACCACCAAUAUAUCCUCGUGGCUCGCGACGCUCUCCGCCUUCUAGCGGACGGCAACGCCACCAUGCCAAUGGUGGUGGUCGUCGACGACGUGCUCUCGCCGACGGGUGCUCGCCUCGGUUCCUUCGAGUAUGAGGACCUCAUCUGCCGCGGCGACCCGUCCUAUGGCCCCGAGGAGGUGUCGGAUGAGUGGGACCCAAUCGCCCUCAACUACACGUCGGGGACCACGUCGUCCGAGCCUAAGGGUGCGGUGUAUAGCCAUCGUGGCGCCUACCUCAGCACAAUCAGCAUGAUCAUUGGAUGGGGGAUGGGGCCGGAGCCUGUCUACUUGUGGUCCCUUCCCAUGUUCCACUGCAACGGUUGGACCUUCACCUGGGGUGUGGCAGCUCGCGGCGGCACCAACACAUUCGUUCGGAGCAGGCUCACCAUCAGGCUUCUCCGGACCAUCGCAGACUUCGGUGACCCUGACACCUCAUCCUACAGGCUUAAGGAGUUCAACGGUGGUCCUUGUUGCAGCAGCUGGGUCGAGCAACCCAUCGGAGGCCUGAACGACUAA